CCCAAAGUUGAGAGCCGGCGAGAGGCUGCCGCCCGCCGGGAGCAGGAGGGAAAGGAACUCGGGGACGCGGGAGGGACGGGCACGGGCAGACUCACGGAGCCGCAGACCCUGCCGUCGACAGCCUCUCCCCGGAGCCCGCCGGGAGGCUUCCCAGCGCUAUUGGCUGGUGGGGAGGCUGAGCUGGUGAAAAGGCGCCUGGAAGAGACUCAGAGGCGACCAUAAUGUCUUUACGGCUGCACACACUGCCCACCCUGCCUGGAGCUGCCAGACCGGGCUGCAGAGAGCUGCUGUAUUUGCUGGUGAUCACGGUGACCGUGGGCCCCGGCUCCUCGGGGGUGUGCCCCACGGCUUGCAUCUGUGCCACCGAUAUUGUCAGUUGCACCAACAAAAACCUGUCCAAGGUACCUGGCAGCCUUUUCAGGCUCAUUAAAAGACUGGAUCUGAGUUAUAACAGAAUUGGACUUUUAGAUUCCGAGUGGAUCCCAGUCUCAUUUGUCAAGCUGAACACACUAAUCGUUCGCCACAACAACAUCACCAGCAUUUCCACGGGCAGCUUUUCCACGACUCCAAAUUUGAAGUGUCUUGACUUGUCAUCUAAUAAGCUGAAGUCUGUGAAAAGUGCGGUGUUCCAAGAGUUGAAGGUUCUGGAAGUGCUCCUGCUUUACAACAACCACAUUUCCUACCUGGAUCCUUCAGCGUUUGGAGGGCUUGCCCAUUUGCAAAAACUCUACUUAAGUGGAAACUUUCUUACGCAGUUUCCUAUGGAUUUGUAUAUUGGACGGUUCAAGCUAGCAGAACUGAUGUUUUUAGAUGUUUCUUAUAAUCGGAUCCCUUCCAUGCCAAUGCACCAUCUAAAUUUAGUGCCAGGAAAACAGCUGAGAGGCAUCUACCUGCACGGAAAUCCGUUUGUCUGCGACUGUUCCCUGUACUCAUUGUUGAUCUUUUGGUAUCGUAGGCACUUUAGCUCAGUGAUGGAUUUUAAGAACGAUUACACCUGUCGCCUGUGGUCUGACUCCAGGCACUCCCAUCAGCUGCUCCUGCUCCAGGAUAGCUUUAUGAACUGUUCUGACAGUGUCAUCAACGGUUCCUUCCGUGCCCUUGGCUUUAUUCAUGAGGCUCAAGUUGGGGAACGACUAAUGGUCCACUGUGACAGUAAGACUGGUAAUGGAAAUACCGAUUUCGUCUGGGUUGGUCCUGAUAACAGACUGCUGGAGCCCGACAGAGAAGUGGAAAACUUUCGUGUGUUUUACAAUGGAAGUCUGGUUAUAGAAAGCCCUCGUUUUGAGGACGCUGGAGUUUAUUCUUGUAUUGCCAUGAAUAGGCAGCGCCUAUUAAAUGAAACUGUGGAUGUCACAAUAAAUGUCAGCAACUUCACAGUCAACAGAUCCCAUGCGCACGAGGCGUUUAACACAGCUUUCACCACUCUAGCUGCUUGUGUGGCGAGCAUAGUGUUGGUCCUUCUGUAUCUCUAUCUGACGCCAUGCCCCUGCAAGUGUAAAGCCAAGAGACAGAAAAAUAUGAUAAACCAAAGCAAUGCCCAUUCGUCCAUUCUCAGCCCUGGCCCCACUGGUGAUGCCUCCGCUGAUGAACGGAAGGCAGGUAAAAGAGUGGUGUUUCUGGAGCCCCUGAAGGACACUGCUGCAGCAGGGCAGAAUGGGAAAGUCAGGCUCUUUCCCAGCGAGACCGUGAUAGCUGAGGGCAUCUUAAAGUCCACCCGGGUGAAAUCUGACUCGGACUCAGUCAAUUCCGUGUUCUCUGAUACACCCUUCGUGGCACCCACCUAAUUGUGUGCCUGUGUUUGUGUGGUGUCAUAAUUUAAUCUCCAUAUUUAACUUUGGCCCAUAAAAUAAAUAGCAGGGCAGGAAUUAGAUUGUUUUAUUUUUUGAAAUAAAGCCAGAUGAUAUCUUAAGAAGGUUGAUAGGGAAUGGGAUCAAGCCAUUGGUUCCCCGGUGUGUUAGAGAAGGAAGGGUUGUGUUGGAAAGUUCUGAGUUGUAGAUAACAAUCGCUCUGUCUUCUUUCUCACUGAUACUUCAGAGCUGCCCAAAGAUCAUAGGACUGAGAAAAACAAACUAUCUAUUAGAGUUCUUUACAAAUAGACUGCUAAAUUAUAAAGACCAAGGUUGAAUUAUUUUUAAAGGAAAGCAUUGGUGUACUAUUCCAUUUUAAAAAGAUGUAGAAGGAAGAACAGUUAUUUAAAAACAUUAGAGUUCUUUACAAAUAGACUGCUAACUUAUAAAUACCAAAGUUGAAUUAUUUUUAAAGGAAAGCAUUGGUGUACUAUUCCAUUUUAAAAAGAUGUAGAAGGAAGAGCAGUUAUUUAAAAAUGUAAAGUUAGAUCUGGGAGUUUUUUUUUUUUUUUUUUUUUUUUUGAGUUCAAAUCACUUCAGACCAGAGUAAACAAACUCCACACUGAUAAAAAUUUACUGAAUAAUACUGUGUCCUACACAGUAGUCUGAACAGUGGCAGAAAGGCUCUCUGGUUUGACUGUCUUCCUUCUGUUCUGUGUAUUCCCUCCAUUCUGUAUCCUGGUACAAAAGAUCUCAUUGAAAAUUUGAAGUCUUCAUUACUUGUUGCCAAGAAUAUAUAGCAAGACCAAAAUGUCUGCCUACUUGUAGCACAGUAAUAUUUGUCCAUAUGCUUGUACACACGCAAAUCUCAAGUUACAUGAACUACUAAGUCGACCCGAGUGUACUGUGCUUUGGACAUCUAAAUUAAUGUAAACAUGUGCUCCGUGACUUAGUGUUUUACUUGCUAUUUACAGAUGUAAAUCUAAGAUGUUUAAUGUGAUCUGAUUAUGCUUUUUUUUGUAAAUCACCAUCUAAAAGAAAUGCCUCAAAAAUUCUUGUCAUUACAUUCGUUUAUCUCAGUGAGAGUAAAAAGCUUUAAUGUGUUUUA
This is a messenger RNA of Jaculus jaculus (lesser Egyptian jerboa), 2895 nucleotides long. RefSeq names its product adhesion molecule with Ig like domain 2 (gene Amigo2). The transcript is spliced from 2 exons. The record is from RefSeq and is a predicted model, not a curated record. Gene Ontology annotation, molecular function: protein binding. Gene Ontology annotation, biological process: brain development. NCBI's taxonomy places the organism in Eukaryota, Metazoa, Chordata, Mammalia, Rodentia, Dipodidae. Bases 222 to 1784 code for a protein of 520 amino acids.